GUAAAUAAACGGCCUUCCCGCGCAGUUGAAUUUGUGAACGAAGACGUCUCCGUCCGAGCAAAAUCAAACACAAUGGACGAGCUUUAUCUGGAUAAUAUUGACGAAUUCGUCAACGACCACAACAAAAUAGUGACCUAUAAAUGGCUGAGCCUCACUCUCGGAGUCCAUGUCAACACAGCAAAACAAAUGCUCUUCCAUUACCUGGAUCACAAGAGGAAGGAAAGUUCAGCUCAGCUCCACGCCACCUAUCUCGUGUCGGGGAAGUGUGUGGACAAAGGUCUAACGAGUCACAAGGUGUCAAUUGUCAGAGAGGAGCAGUUGGAAGAUGUCAAAGCCAAGAUGAGCUUGAUAGUCAGCGUCCACAUCUACAGCGUCCAGAAAGCUUUACUGAAAGACAGUGGUCCUCUCUACAGCGUUGACUACGACGCUGUGAAAGACAAUCUGAAGAGCUGCAGCAGAUACAGUGCGAUCCGCUGUGCCAGUGCAGUGCCCAUGUCUUCUCUGGAGCUGCAGCAGCGAGGGAAACGCAUCGAGCUCCUUCACCAGAACCUGAAAACAAAAAGCGCCGUGAACGGAAACGGCAGUCUGACAUCCAAACCUUCCGCCAAGCCGCCAAAAGGCAUCAUGGGAAUGUUUGCAAAUAAAUCUACGCCUAAAAAUCAGGACAGCGGCAAAGAGACAAAGUCUGAGCAGAAGGAAGACUCACCAGCGGUUGAUGCCCCCAAAAGCAAACCAGCCGCCAAAGUCAAUCCAAUGAUGAACUUCUUUGGAAAUCAAACAGCAAAGAAACCUGAAAAAACCAUGAAAGAGGAGGAAGCAGCUCCGUCAUCGUCCACAGCAGAGCAGCAACGUCAGAGUCCACAACCAGAGGAAAAACCAGACGCUGCUGCAGCGGAGUCACAUAAAAACACUAAGAAAGACUCCAGGAGCAAAAACAAGCGGAUUGAAGAUUCUGACAGCGAGGAGGAGAAAAUGGAGAAGAAAAAGAGGCGAAGGAUUAAGUUACCUGAACCAGACAGCAGUGAUGAAGAUGUUAUUCCAGAUUCACCGCCACAGAUGGAAACAAGAGAAGCAUCACCAAGUCCUAAAAAAGAGGUGGAGGCUGUUAAACAGUCAUAUCAGAUGAAUUCUGAAGGGAAGAUAAGAAAGAGGAGACGAGUCCUGAAGUCUCGUACCUUCGUGGACGAGGAAGGAUGCAUCGUCACAGAAAAAGGCUACGAGAGUGAAUCUUACUCUGAAACAGAGGAUGAUUUCCAACCCACCAAACAAGCUCCAAGAGAUCCCGUUAAAGCAAAAGCACCAUCAAGCAGCAAAGAGGACGAGAAGAAAAGUCAGAAGAAAUCUUCAGCGAAUGCAAAUAAAGGAACUAAACAAGCUUCCAUUAUGGGAUUUUUCCAAAAGAAAUAACAGAAGACGGCGAUGGACACUGACGAACAUAAAGCACUGCUGCAGACAUGUUGUAAAGACGUUUUACUGCAACUGACUCUCAUCUGAAACACAUCACAUCACUGUAACAAAUAAAACAAAGCAGCUCUUAAAUGGACCUCAACAAUGGGCAUCAACCUAUAUUUUACUGUUUACUGUUACCAGCUGUGAAAGCAUGUCCUACUCAAUCAAUAAACAUUGAAAACUGAAAA
Stegastes partitus (bicolor damselfish) is the source of this 1637-nucleotide messenger RNA. Its product is annotated as DNA polymerase delta subunit 3-like. The record is from RefSeq and is a predicted model, not a curated record. Gene Ontology annotation, molecular function: DNA-directed DNA polymerase activity. Gene Ontology annotation, cellular component: nucleus; delta DNA polymerase complex. Lineage: Eukaryota; Metazoa; Chordata; Actinopteri; Pomacentridae. Gene Ontology annotation, biological process: DNA synthesis involved in UV-damage excision repair; nucleotide-excision repair, DNA gap filling; DNA replication.